AUGUGUGUUUGGCGGUUAAGGUUAGAAUUCAUUGCAAUAACAGAAGAAAAAUUGUAAUCAGUUAUAAAAAGUUUUGAAGAAUAAAUUUACAAGUAAAAAAUGUGUUUCAAUGGGUUUAAGCUUCAAGUAAUUUGUUAAUUUAAAAUAAUAUUAGAUAUUAACUUUCUUGAAAACAGCUAUAUUUUAUUUUUACAUUUUCAAAAAAAGUUUAUUGUUAACUGGUUAUAAUAAUACAAAAAGUUGA
Molecule: messenger RNA, 244 nt
Organism: Paramecium sonneborni
Lineage: Eukaryota; Ciliophora; Oligohymenophorea; Peniculida; Parameciidae
Source: the annotation of a GenBank genome assembly